UGCUGCUCCGGGGUUUGUGAAAGCACGGAGCGCUGUGAUCAGGCUGUGAUGAGCCUGCACACUAUCUAAACUGCUUCCUCACUGCAACAACGGCUAACGUUACUCUCUGAAGCAAAAUCUGGAGACCCCUCCGCUUCCCGCUGUAUAGGACCUUUUUAGAGGACAUUUGGAAGAGCGGAGCAGUGGCAGCAGCAGCAACAGCAUCAUCUUCUUCAACUGGGUUAGGGGCAAAGGACGAACUCCACAUCUAAUAGUAUCUGUAUUCAGUGUGUGCGCACCAUGGCGUCUAAACCUCACCCUCCUCUGAUGAAGAAGCAUAGCCAGACAGACCUGAUAAGCCGCCUGAAGAGCAGGAAGAUCCUUGGAGUCGGCGGCGAGGAUGAUGAUGGCGAAGUGCACCGCUCAAAGAUCAGUCAGAUGCUCGGAAAUGAGAUGAAGUUUGCAGUGCGAGAGCCUAUCGGGCUGAGGGUAUGGAUACUCAUCUCUGCAGUGGGUUUCACAGUUAUGGCCGUGAUGGCCCUCGUGUUUCCCAACCAGCUAUAUGAGGUUGUUUUUGAGGAAGAGCUCUCCACGACUAGCAUUUCCAUUCGCCUUUAUGGAGGAGCACUGCUUAGCCUGGCCCUCAUCAUGUGGAAUGGUCUCUACACAGCAGAAAAGAUCGUCAUCCAGUGGACUCUGCUCAGUGAAGCCUGCUACUUUGCUGUUCAGUUUCUUGUGACGUCCAUCACCUUAAUGGAGAUCGGCAUCCUGCCCAAUGCUGCCAUGCUCCUGCUCCUCAGUCGGGUGCUCUUCCUGGUGGUCACAAUGUCCUACUACUACCACCUGGGCCGUAAGCUGAAGAAGAUCUGAGCUGACUGGUUGAUACUUCCAGGGAGGGGACAGCUGAGCACAGAUCACAAACAAGGGCUCAGACGGUUUGGAAAAGUAUUUGAUUGGGGCUUGGUUGGAGCAUUACUCUGCCAGUGGAUGCCCCCUGCCCCCUUCCAUAGGACCUAGCCUAUUGUAACCCCCAGUAUUCGACAGAUGAGCCCAGUCUCACAUUCCAGACUCUAUAACUAGAAUGAAAAACCUCAUAGUGAAAGUGAAUUACUCUGUCACUGGGCUGUGAGUUCAAGACCCUCUUGACACAACUUUUUUUCUUUUGCAGUUCUGAGUGCUGUAAUUACAAAGAAGGAAAUAGCAGUUUGUAGUGCAUUGCGUUCUUUUGUCUCAUAGUUAUGAUUUAAUUUGUACAGUACAUCUGACUAAGUUGUUCAUGUAUAGCCACGUGAUUUCCAGAAUCAGUAUUUAGUGUUAUCUAAAGUUGCAUCUUGACACCGCUUCUUAAUCACGCUCAAGGACCAAAAGUUUGUGCUCUAAUUUGUUUCCUGUUUGAUGCUAUCGAUGUUAAGUGCAGCCUGAAUACAUGUGCUCUUGCAUGCUU
Messenger RNA from Perca fluviatilis (European perch), 1423 nucleotides. RefSeq names its product tumor protein p53-inducible protein 11-like. Bases 280 to 849 code for a protein of 189 amino acids. Lineage: Eukaryota; Metazoa; Chordata; Actinopteri; Perciformes; Percidae. The record is from RefSeq and is a predicted model, not a curated record. The transcript is spliced from 8 exons.